This is a messenger RNA of Pimephales promelas (fathead minnow), 1661 nucleotides long. It is a transcript of the gene ercc1, whose product is annotated as ERCC excision repair 1, endonuclease non-catalytic subunit. The record is from RefSeq and is a predicted model, not a curated record. NCBI's taxonomy places the organism in Eukaryota, Metazoa, Chordata, Actinopteri, Cypriniformes, Leuciscidae. Gene Ontology annotation, cellular component: nucleus; ERCC4-ERCC1 complex; nucleotide-excision repair factor 1 complex. Gene Ontology annotation, biological process: mitotic recombination; UV-damage excision repair. Gene Ontology annotation, molecular function: single-stranded DNA binding; damaged DNA binding.
UACAUUUGUCUGACACUGGUUUGUUUCUCUGCGAUGGCGGAAGAUGGGCUAGUAUGUUUUCAUAGUAUGGUUUCUAUGGUUUGUGCAGUCACUGAUAAUUUAUAAAUGGAAAAAAAGAAAUUCAAUAUCAAUUUGGACGACUCUGCGUUCACAAAAGAAAGAAGUCCGGUAGCAUCGUUGUUCAAGACCAAAGAUGGUCAAGUAGAGGCUUCAACUGUUCCAGCUCCUGGCCAACCACUGUCCUAUGCUGAGUUUGUUGUUCAGAGCAAAAACAAGGGGCUUCAGGGAGCAGCUCAUGGAUCAGAGAAACAAAUUUCUGCUGCCCAAUGUAGGAACGAUGCUGCAGGACAAAGCAGUGUAAACACAGGUGGAAGCGCCUCAGUUACUACGUCAUUCACAGACUCAGGAAAACCCGAGACUGAACAGCAGGGGCCAGCAGAGGAAGAUCAGACAAAAGAGGAGGGUCAGAGUUUGGAGAAUCGUAUCAUUCCUCCUCAUCUCUUAGGAUCUGGGAACAGUAUUAUUGUCAGUCCUCGACAGAGAGGCAACCCCAUCCUAAAGUUUGUGAGAAAUGUUCCUUGGGAGUUUGGAGAAGUGGUGCCAGACUAUGUUUUGGGACGGACAACGUGUGCUCUUUUUCUCAGUGUGCGUUACCAUAAUCUGAACCCAAACUACAUCCAUGAGCGUCUGAAACAGCUGGGACAGACUUUUACCCUCAGAGUGUUGCUCGUCCAGGUCGAUGUGAAAGACCCUCAUCAUGCUCUGAAAGAGCUUGCUCGAAUAUGCAUCAUGGCUGACUGUACCCUCAUUUUGGCCUGGAGUCCUGAAGAAGCAGGUCGGUACCUUGAGACAUUUAAAUCCUACGAGAAGAAACCUGCAGAUCUUCUGAAAGAACAAGUGGAGAAAAAUUACCUGUCCCAGGUUACAGAUUGUUUAACCACCGUAAAGUCUGUCAAUAAGACAGAUGCCAUGACUCUGCUGUCUACUUUUUCUUCUCUGGAGGGCAUCAUUAAGGCUUCUAAGGAGGAACUAGUUUUGUGCCCAGGACUCGGUCCACAGAAGGCAAGAAGGCUUUAUGAUGUACUGCACCAACCCUUUGUAAAGACCAAGAAGAAGGAAAGUGGAUAAAUAUGAGCUGUUUACAAUAUUUACAAUUGUAGUAUCUUUACACUGCAGAAAGUGGACAACUACAUUCAUAAAGUUUGAAACAAUAUCACUGUGUCUUAGAGAAUUUGUCUAUGAUGAUAUGUGGCCUUCAAGUGGGGCAUAAACAGUCUCUUCAAUUUGUAUCAUUUGUGUUCAUGAAAAGUUCAAUAAAUAUCAAUAAUAUUUAUUAGUAAUUGUGUUUUACUGUAUGUUGAUAUUUUAGGGUGGGAGGUGACGUUCCAUUAUAACCCCCAUGAUUCUUAUUGCAACUGGAACAAAACCUGUAUAAACCUGUCAUAUUCGAAAAAAAAUGGAUGGAAACUGUGGUCACACUCAAAUAAGAAUAGAAAUAGUGAAUAGACUAUAUGGUCAAACUUACUCAGAGUAUGAAUGUGUUUGUGGCAGUUUGUGGGAUGUUAGUUGAUGGCCAUCACAUAUGCCACAGAAAAUAUCAUCAAACCCAUUCAUGUCAAAUCACAACUAAGCUAGUGGGAGGUUUUAUACUACACAGUGAU